This is a messenger RNA of Cherax quadricarinatus, 855 nucleotides long. Lineage: Eukaryota; Metazoa; Arthropoda; Malacostraca; Decapoda; Parastacidae. The record is from RefSeq and is a predicted model, not a curated record.
GAGUCGGUGCCACAGGAAAAAAAGGAGCCACUCAACUGUUUGAUGGCCAAGGGUCUCUGUGACCAGAACCCAAAGUGUUCCGCCCUUCUUAAGGUCAUCCCCAUACUCUGUGGCCCAGAGCUAGUGGCGUGCUCGACGGUGACAGUCUCACGGUGCCAAGUGGCACUGAGAACACUGGUGCUCUUCCCCUGGUUCCUGCCCACCUGUCUCUGCCGGGAGCCAAGGCUCGACCCACUCUGCAACGCCUUCAGGGACCUGCUCUUCGACCACCCCUGCAACAGGAAAGAUGUGGCAAUCGAUCUACUGCCGCACAUUCCCGCUUGCGACCGUGCAGCCGACCUCUGCCGCGACGACCCCUGGUGCAAGCCACGGCUCGACCACUUCCGCAACGCCUGCAAGUUUCGUGACGGACACUGCCGCAAUCGUGACAGGUGUGACGUGUUUACGUGAUACGUGCAUGUUCUGGGUUAAUUAAACUUGUGUUAUAUGUAGCAUGUUAGUUCCCUACUAGAUGGAUAUGACUAGAUGUAAUGUUGUGGUCAAGUAAUCAGCUGAUUUAUGUUUACAAACAUGCUUCAAGUGUCAGCUGAUAGUGAGGUGAGUGUGUAUUGUUAUUAAAAUUUAAAUGAUUCCGAUUUUGUAAUUUUGCUGAUGCCACAUAAUACUCUUAUUGCAAUUGCUUUAUCUCUGAUAAUAGCAUUAAUUUCUAAUUUUUCUGUAGUCUCCCUAAUAUGGAUCACCUUGUUCCUUUAUUUAUCUAUGUCUAUUUAUUUUUCUCCUUUUUCUAUAAUUUUAUUUCAAAAUAUAUCAGCCUAAGUGCUAUGGCGAGAAAACGAUUAACAAUGUCGAAUGGUA